CCGAUUACCUCAUGUGGUUGCAUCUGGACAAUCACUGUGGAUUGUACAAUCAUCAUACUAUUUGUACGACUCAAUGAUGUUUAAGUUGAAUGUGUUGGUGUUGGUUUUGUUGAUAAAAGUGAUAAAUGCGGCAGUUGGCAAAUAUGUAGUGUCUUUUGAAAACACUAAUUGGUACCAAGCUUUAAUUAACUGUAAAACUUCCGGAAUGGAACUGGCGAGUAUUCACUCAGAAGAAGAGCAAACUGCACUUGAAGAAUACCUAAAGAAAAAUGACCACAAUAAGGGUUAUUGGCUGGGAGGUACUAAAGAAGGAAACGGUGAGUAUUAUUGGGCAACAACAGGAAUAAAAAUGGUUUAUUCGAAAUGGCUAUUUAUGCAGCCUGAUAAUGCCAAAUUUGAUCAUAAUUUCAACCAAGGCGAACAUUGUGUAGCUUGGGGAAUGCCAACUUACAGUCCCACACCUGCCGGUUGGAACGAUUUAACUUGUUCUGUAUCGCUUCCCUAUAUUUGCCAACGAAUUGAAUACUGUUCCUGAUAACACACUAUACUUUUUACAAUUCAUUCCUUAUAAACUAAAAUAAGUUAAUACUAUUAUGGCAAAUAAAAUUUGUAUUUUGCUGAAA
This is a messenger RNA of Dendroctonus ponderosae (mountain pine beetle), 623 nucleotides long. Its product is annotated as perlucin-like protein. The transcript is spliced from 3 exons. Gene Ontology annotation, cellular component: external side of plasma membrane. Gene Ontology annotation, molecular function: carbohydrate binding. Bases 74 to 535 code for a protein of 153 amino acids. The record is from RefSeq and is a predicted model, not a curated record. Gene Ontology annotation, biological process: biological process involved in interspecies interaction between organisms. NCBI's taxonomy places the organism in Eukaryota, Metazoa, Arthropoda, Insecta, Coleoptera, Curculionidae.